CCCCACUCUGCCACCUCAAAACUCCAUUUCCUUUCUCCUUGAGUCACCUGACGCACACAGCCCCAAAAUCGCCAUUUCACUUUUUAAGCCCACCGAACUCUUAAACCUAACUUUGCCAACUGUGCGUAUGAACCGGAGGCAAUGGUAUCGGAGGAGGAGCUUAUCGGUCGGCUACGGGAGUUCCUGAGCACGUCGGACCUGAACACGACGACCACGGCAAUCGUUCGCCGGAAGUUAGAGCAAGAUUUCGGAAUCGAUUUGUCGGAUAAGAAGCCUUUUAUUAGAGAGCAGGUCGAUCUUUACCUCCAAAGCCACCUCGAAAAUGCCGACGAAGACGAUGAGGGACAUUCAAACGAAGAAUAUGAUGGAGAGUCUGCGAAGAUAAAAUCAGAAGAAAGUGACGGUGGCGAAAACGAAUCAGAAGAAGAGGAGGAGGAGGUAGAAAAGGAAUCGGAAGAAGCGAGUCAUGGAAAAAGAACCACCAAAAGAGGGUCUAAAAAGAGAAAUAAAGAGGUCAAGAAAAGAGGGGGUGGAUUUACCAAAUUAUGUGGUCUAUCUCCACAACUUCAGAAAUUCACUGGGGAAUCCGAAUUAGCCAGGACUGAGGUUGUCAAGCGACUGUGGAGUUAUAUUCGACAGAAUGAUUUGCAAGACCCAAACAAUAGGAGGAAUAUAAUUUGUGAUGAAAAGUUACGUGAACUCUUCAGUGUGGAUUCCAUAAACAUGUUCCAAAUGAACAAAGCCCUAGCAAAACAUAUCUGGUCAUUGGAUUCUGACGGUGCUCCUGUAAAUUCUACACCGAAGGCAAAACAGCGGAAGCAAGAGAGAGAAGAAGAAGAUUCAGAUGAACCAAAAAGAAAGGAAAAGCGGCAGAAGGGCAAUAAUUCAGGUUUUCUUGCUCCACUUCCACUUUCAGAUGCUCUAGUGAAGUUCCUUGGCACAGGGGAAAGUGCAUUGUCGCGGUCCGAUACUGUGAAGAGAAUCUGGGAAUACAUUAAACAAAACGACCUCCAGGUGUGUGCUUUUCACCAAAUACAAAUACGGCGGGAGGAUCACAGUAUCAGCAAUGCUUUAACAAGAAAGACGAUAAUGAUUGAUGAUGUCUUACCAUUUUUCAUCAGUAUAAUCAGAGACCAUUGAAAGAGAUCCCUCUGACAGGAGGAGAAUAAUAUGUGAUGAGAGGCUGAAAGAACUCUUCGAUGUUGACACCUUCCAUGGAUUUACUGUUUCAAAACUCUUAACCACUCAUUUCAUAAAAACAGAACAGUGAGUUGCUGGUGCAUUGUGAUCGUGAAGUCCAAGAGAAAAUGGGGAUUUUGCAUGAACUUAAGAUCCUAACUCUUCUUUUGAGCCCUCUGUAAUAUAUCCUUUUUGACAGUCCAACGAAGGGCACGUAGAGAGCACCCAAGAAGAAAGGUUGUUUCGAUUUGUGCACUCGAGAGUUUUUGUUGUUCCUUGAAUGCUGAUUUUGCUGUAUUGUGUUACUAGAAAGAUGUAACAUCAACACAGAUUGGAAAUUAUUCUUCUGUGCUACUUUCAACUUCCUAGAGAGUCCACAUAUGUGUAGCACAGGUAUACAAAAUCAUUUUAUGGAUGCUGAUGCAGUUACUCCAUAACAGACAACAAAGAUGAGGGUUAAUAGGUUUUUGAAUUUAUACUAUGCUUCUGUCGGAAUGGAUUUUGAUUACACAAAA
Molecule: messenger RNA, 1694 nt
Organism: Ilex paraguariensis (yerba mate)
Lineage: Eukaryota; Viridiplantae; Streptophyta; Magnoliopsida; Aquifoliales; Aquifoliaceae
Source: the annotation of a GenBank genome assembly